AUCGGCGGCGCUCCCGUAGACUCUGCCUCCACGCUUUUGCCCACAUAAACUCCCACACCAUCGCACUUCUCGUCCAGGUUCACUGAGUUCCUUAUCAUUUCCAUCGGUGCCCACAAUUACUGAAAAUCACUCUUGAUUAGUCAAAACUCAAAUCCUAUCAGGUUUCCAGCUUUAUUCACAAUUUCACAUGCAUCUCUCUACUGGAAAAAUAUAGAUUGUUCAAUCCAGGGCCUCUAGAUCUGGAUCACUUCUUAACAAAAGCAGUAGCUGCUUCUUGAAAUUAAGGACUGGCAUAAGAUAGAUAUGGACGGUGUGAGCCAAGAGAAACUCAGAUUUUGUAUUGACAGAGGGGGCACAUUCACUGAUGUUUAUGCUGAAAUACCAGGGCAGUCUGAUGGCCGUGUUAUGAAACUUUUGUCUGUUGACCCCUCAAACUAUGAUGAUGCUCCAAUUGAAGGAAUUCGAAGGAUUCUUGAAGAAUUUACAGGGGAGAGCAUUCCCCGGACUUCAAAAAUCCCAACAGACAGGAUAGAAUGGAUAAGGAUGGGUACCACGGUGGCAACAAAUGCACUCUUAGAGAGAAAAGGGGAGAGGAUUGCACUGUGUGUGACUCAGGGUUUCAAGGAUCUGCUGCAAAUUGGUAACCAGGCUCGCCCUCGCAUCUUUGACCUCACUGUAUCAAAACCAUCGAAUCUCUAUGAGGAGGUUAUCGAGGUUGAAGAGAGAAUUGAGCUUGUUCCUAAUACGGAGGAAGAAAACCAGGAUUCUUCUGCAUCAUUAAUAAAAGGGGUUUCAGGUGAGCUUCUCAGGGUUGUGAAGCCACUCAAUGAAGAAGCUCUAAAGCCUUUACUGAAAGGUCUAUUGGAGAAAGGGAUUAACUGUCUAGCAGUUGUAUUAAUGCAUUCCUACACUUACCCAGAGCACGAAAUAUCAGUAGAAAAGUUAGCUGUGAGUUUGGGUUUUAAGCAUGUUUCCCUAUCUUCAGCUUUGUCUCCUAUGGUUCGAGCUGUUCCUCGGGGUUUAACAGCUAGUGUGGAUGCAUACCUGACCCCUGUUAUUAAAGAGUAUUUGUCAGGGUUCAUAUCCAGAUUUGAUGAAGGGCUGGGGAAGGUGAAUGUUUUGUUCAUGCAGUCAGAUGGAGGACUUGCACCAGAAAGUAGAUUUUCAGGCCACAAAGCAGUUUUGUCUGGUCCUGCAGGUGGGGUUGUUGGUUAUUCACAGACUCUUUUUGGGCUUGAAACAGAAAAGCCUCUCAUUGGGUUUGACAUGGGUGGUACAUCUACAGAUGUAAGCCGUUAUGCAGGAAGUUAUGAACAAGUUCUAGAAACCCAGAUUGCUGGUGCCAUAAUUCAGGCACCUCAGCUUGACAUAAACACUGUUGCUGCUGGCGGUGGAUCAAAAUUAAAGUUCCAAUUUGGAGCUUUCCGGGUGGGACCAGAAUCAGUUGGUGCACACCCAGGUCCUGUGUGUUACCGAAAAGGAGGGGAGUUGGCAGUUACGGAUGCGAAUCUGAUUCUAGGAUUUGUUAUUCCUGAUUAUUUCCCAUCAAUAUUUGGACCCAACGAGGACCAGCCUUUAGAUGUCAAGGCAACAAGGGAAGAAUUCGAGAAGCUUGCAGGACAAAUAAACUCCUAUAGGAAGAGCCAGGAUCCUUCAGCAAAGGACAUGAUGGUGGAGGAAAUUGCUCUGGGGUUUGUGAAUGUUGCUAAUGAAACAAUGUGCCGUCCAAUACGACAGUUAACGGAGAUGAAGGGCCAUGAGACAAGGAACCAUGCCCUUGCUUGUUUUGGCGGUGCUGGGCCACAGCAUGCCUGUGCCAUUGCAAGGUCUCUGGGUAUGAAAGAGGUUCUAAUUCACAGGUUCUGUGGGAUCUUAAGUGCAUAUGGGAUGGGAUUGGCAGAUGUCAUCGAAGAAACUCAGGAACCGUACUCUGCUGUUUAUGGUCCUGAAUCUCUCCUGGAGGCUACUCGAAGAGAAGUGAUUUUAGUAAAGCUGGUGAGACAAAAACUGCAAAUGCAAGGGUUUAGAGAGGAAAACAUUACAACUGAAACAUAUUUAAAUUUGAGGUAUGAGGGUACAGAUACUGCCAUCAUGGUAAAGAGACAAUUAAAUGAAGAUGGGGUAGGAUGUGACUACACUGUUGAAUUUGUCAAGCUAUUCCAGCAAGAGUAUGGAUUCAAACUGCAGAACAGGAAUAUCCUAAUUUGUGAUGUAAGAGUUCGUGGUAUAGGAGUCACUAAUAUUUUGAAGCCGAGGGCCCUAGAACCUGCUUCAGGUACACCUAAAGUUGAAGGCCACUACAAGGUUUACUUUGUGAAUGGAUGGCACCAUACACCCCUAUUCAAGCUUGAAAAUUUAGGGUACGGGCAUGUCAUGCCUGGCCCUGCCAUCAUCAUGAAUGGAAAUAGUACUGUGAUAGUAGAACCCAAUUGUAAAGCAGUAAUAACCAAAUAUGGCAACAUUAAAAUUGAAAUUCAGUCGAAUUUAGGCACUGUGAAGGUAGCAGAAAAAGUUGCAGACGUGGUGCAGCUCUCAAUCUUCAAUCACAGAUUUAUGGGAAUAGCUGAGCAGAUGGGACGGACUCUUCAGAGAACUUCUAUAUCAACCAAUAUCAAGGAGCGGCUUGAUUUCUCUUGUGCUCUCUUUGGACCAGAUGGUGGGCUGGUUGCCAAUGCCCCCCAUGUACCAGUGCAUCUAGGAGCUAUGUCCAGUACAGUUCGAUGGCAGCUGAAGUACUGGGGUAACAAUUUGAAUGAAGGUGAUGUUUUGGUCACAAAUCAUCCUUGUGCUGGAGGUAGUCAUCUUCCAGAUAUAACUGUUGUUACACCUGUUUUCAAUAAUGGGAAACUGGUAUUUUUUGUGGCAAGUAGAGGUCAUCAUGCAGAGAUUGGGGGUAUCACUCCUGGAAGUAUGCCUCCCUUCUCGAAGUCCAUAUGGGAAGAAGGUGCUGCCAUAAAAGCAUUCAAGCUUGUGGACAAGGGAAUUUUUCAAGAAGAAGGAAUCAUUAAACUUCUCCAGUUCCCUAAUUCUGAUGAAUCAGCUCAUAACAUCCCAGGAACUCGCAGGCUUCAAGAUAAUUUAUCAGAUCUUCGAGCACAGGUGGCUGCAAACCGGAGAGGAAUUACCCUUAUCAAAGAGCUUAUUGAGCAGUAUGGUUUGGACACUGUUCAGGCCUACAUGACCUACGUGCAAAUCAAUGCAGAAGGAGCAGUGAGAGAAAUGCUCAAGUCAGUUGCUGCUAGGGUUACAUCUCAGUCACCUAAAUUUGGAGCAGGAGAUUCUGUAACCAUUGAAGAAGAGGAUUACAUGGAUGAUGGUUCUGUUAUUCAUCUGAAACUUACUAUCGAUCCUCAUAAAGGGGAAGCAAAUUUUGAUUUUUCUGGGACCAGCCCAGAAGUUUACGGGAACUGGAAUGCACCAGAAGCAGUCACGGCUGCUGCAGUGAUAUACUGCAUCCGAUGUUUGGUUGAUGUUGAUAUCCCUCUCAAUCAAGGUUGUUUGGCUCCAGUUAAAAUCCAUAUUCCCCUAGGUUCAUUCCUCUCUCCAAGUGAUAAGGCUGCUGUGGUGGGAGGUAAUGUUCUCACAUCCCAGAGAGUUACUGAUGUUGUACUGACUGCAUUUCAGGCCUGUGCCUGUUCACAGGGUUGCAUGAAUAAUCUCACUUUUGGGGAUGAUACUUUUGGUUAUUAUGAAACAAUAGGAGGUGGUUGUGGUGCUGGUCCCAGCUGGGAUGGCACCAGUGGGGUCCAAUGCCAUAUGACCAAUACCCGAAUGACUGACCCAGAAAUCUUUGAGCAGAGAUAUCCAGUCAUUUUGCAUACGUUUGGAUUGAGAGAGAACAGCGGAGGAGCAGGGCUUCACCGAGGUGGUGAUGGGCUUGUGAGGGAGAUUGAGUUUAGGCGACCAGUUGUGGUGAGCAUUCUUUCAGAGAGGCGUGUUCAUGCACCAAGAGGGUUGAAGGGAGGAAAAGAUGGGGCUCGUGGAGCUAAUUACCUCAUUACAAAAGAUAAACGAGAAGUGUACCUCGGAGGUAAAAACACUGUGGCGGUACAGGCAGGGGAAAUUCUUCGGAUCUUAACUCCGGGUGGUGGAGGAUGGGGCUCUCCCUUUUGAUUCUCCUCCCAACUUUCGCAUUGUUAGGCUUGGUCAUCACAUUGGAAAUAUUAUCAUAUUUUCUGGAACGCCUCGAGUGUUGACAGGAAACCGAAUUCUGCGAUGUGUGAAGCACAUGGUUCCAUGAGAAUGACUAAUAAAUUCUUUCAUGUAGAAUGUUUUCAUUAUAUUAUAAACAAAAUAAAAGGCAAAAUGCAGUUGUUUUAUUUGGUUGGGCAUAUUGCAUCUGUUAAUAUCAAAUGACUUUU
This is a messenger RNA of Vitis riparia (riverbank grape), 4361 nucleotides long. RefSeq names its product 5-oxoprolinase. Gene Ontology annotation, biological process: glutathione metabolic process. The coding region runs from base 304 to 4113 and encodes 1269 amino acids. Gene Ontology annotation, molecular function: 5-oxoprolinase (ATP-hydrolyzing) activity. The transcript has 2 exons. Lineage: Eukaryota; Viridiplantae; Streptophyta; Magnoliopsida; Vitales; Vitaceae. The record is from RefSeq and is a predicted model, not a curated record. Gene Ontology annotation, cellular component: cytosol.